This is a messenger RNA of Thalassophryne amazonica, 1909 nucleotides long. RefSeq names its product N-acetylneuraminate pyruvate lyase (dihydrodipicolinate synthase) (gene npl). Gene Ontology annotation, biological process: N-acetylneuraminate catabolic process. The transcript has 12 exons. NCBI's taxonomy places the organism in Eukaryota, Metazoa, Chordata, Actinopteri, Batrachoidiformes, Batrachoididae. The record is from RefSeq and is a predicted model, not a curated record. Gene Ontology annotation, molecular function: N-acetylneuraminate lyase activity; 4-hydroxy-tetrahydrodipicolinate synthase activity. The coding region runs from base 190 to 1095 and encodes 301 amino acids.
AUGGUUUGUGCUGCACGCUCAACUCGUGCGUUAUCUCACCCGCGUUUAGUUUGGUUUUCAAUGUUUGGAAGUUAAAAAAGAAACAGUCAUUUUAAUAACGACCAGGUGGACCAAACGUCAGGCGUGCAGCGCUGAAUGGAUUAAAUUACACGGAGCAGAUCGUUCACUUGCUUUGAAACUACCUCGAAGAUGGCUCCUACCUCCUCUAAACAGCUGGUUGCAGCCACUUUUACCCCAUUAACUGGUCGAGGUGAAAUCAACCUUGGAGAGAUUGAACCUUAUCUCGACUACUUGACAGAGAAGCAAGGUGUAUAUAACAUAUUUGUGAACGGCACCACCGGAGAGGGCAUGUCUCUCAGCGUGGAGGAGAGGAAGCUUCUGGCAAAGCACUGGUGUGAGAAAGCCAAAGAAAAAAACGUUCAUGUGAUUGUGCAUGUUGGUUGCAUGAGUCUUAAAGAUUCCCAGGAGCUGGCUGAGCAUGCAGCAUGCAUCAAGGCUGACGGGGUUGCAGUCAUUGCUCCUUCCUUCCUCAAACCCAAGACUGCAGACGCAUUGAGGAAGUUCCUACAGGAGGUGGCGCUCUUUGCCCAGGGUUUGCCCUUCUAUUACUAUCACAUUCCUGCUGUCACCGGCAUUACCUGGCAAGCGAAAGAGGUGUUGGAAGGUAUUGAGACGCUCAUUCCUUCCUUCAGUGGUGUGAAGUUCUCCAGCAGUGACCUGAUGGACUUCGGUCUGUGCCUCAGUAAUUAUCAGAAGCAGUUGUUCCUGUACGGCGUGGACGAGCAACUCCUACCAGCACUGGCAAUGGGAGCAGAUGGGGCAGUGGGCAGCACGUAUAAUUAUCUGGGAUGCCAGGCCAAUCAGCUUCUUUCAGCGUUUGAGAAUAGUGACCUCGUCCAAGCCAGGAAAAUCCAGAACAAGAUGCAAGAACUUAUCAGUUACGCCAUGGAAAAAGGUUUUGACGUGGGAUUGAACAAGCAGCUCAUGAUCGAGCUGUCAGGCUUACGUCUGGGGCCCCCUCGCCUCCCCAUACUGCCGUGUCCUCAUGAGGUUGCCGUGUUGAUUGCAGAGAAAUUUUACAGCAUUUUUUCCUGAAUGCUGAUAUCAAACAUUCAGACUCCAUUUCUGGAAGUCCACUUAACAUUAUCACAUCACCUGCAGCCAAAUCUGAAACCAAUAACUGAAUUAUACAAGAAAAUCCACCAAGUAGUACACAGUCCACUCAAAACGUUCUACUAUAUCAGCAGUCACUGCAAUAUCAUUAUUCAUAUCCAUUCUCAAAAUAUGAACAGUAAGCUGUGCACUUGAUAAAUAAACUGUAUUAACCUGUACUGUUGGAGGAUGAUCAAAAUAAUGGUAAUUUUAGAAAAUGUUGCAACCAGCUGAGAAAAAAGUCAACAUUUGAGGCUCUGAUUUAAAGGGAUUUUACACCUUUUAUUUUGUUAAUCUAGCUAAUACGAAUAUGUAAAAAACAAACUUUAACAAAAAGGCAGCCAAAAAUACUCAGUAAACACAGAGAAACAAAUGCUUAGAUUUCUAAAAUAUGGUGCAUUUUGUCGCUGUUGCUUUAAAUGGAAAGGACCUGCUGCUGUCACUCCGUUCCUAUGACGGGAGAGACAUACAUGGUAAUGGGAAUAAUAAAUGUCUAUAUCCAAGUCAUGAGAAGCGAUAAAGGAAGAAGUCUUUAAGAUAAACUACUAUUUUGUAUUAACAGAUUUUUAUGAAUAAAUGUAAUAUCACAAGACCGGGACGUACGUAGGUUUGUUUUUCGUAUCCACUUACUCCAUUUAAGGUUGGCGAAUGUCAUGCUUCUGCAGAUACAUGGAUACAAAACCUCCUUUUGUAUACGGAUUUCCAUCAAAAUUUGUUUCCAUGUUCCGUUUAUAUCGUCAUAUAAAACUGCUAAUUU